AUGCACCAGGUGAACUCUCUUCCUGUAACUGCGAAAUCUGUUGCAAGGGAAAAUUUGCAUGAUGCUGUACUGGCUAGAGCUUUAUAUUAUACACGAAAUGGAUGGCCAGACUCUGAGGACAUAGCACAGGAACUGAAACCCUUCCAUAGCCGUCAGCGUGAGUUUUCAAUUGAAGAGGGAUGUCUUCUAUGGGGUGCCAGGGUGGUAAUACCGUCGAGAUAUAGGAUUCAAAUAUUAGAAGAGCUACAUGGUGGUCAUCCGGGGAUUGUUCGGAUGAAAGGAUUAGCUCGCUUGCAUGUGUGGUGGCCGAAUAUCGAUCAAGAUAUUGAAAACACUGUGCAAGGGUGCUCUGCUUGUCAGGCUACUCAGCCAAUGCCGACUCGUGCUGAGGGUAAUCCGUGGAAAUGGCCUUCUGGUCCGUGGAAAAGAGUACAUGUUGAUUUCGCAGGACCAUUCCUGGGACAAAUGUACCUCAUUAUGAUUGACGCAUAUUCAAAAUGGCCAGAAGUACACCCAAUGAAAUCAGUUACAACUAUGAAUACCAUCGAGAUCAUGCGGCGGGUAUUUGCUCAGCAUGGGGUUUGUGUAGAGCUCGUGUCUGAUAAUGGAAGACAGUUUGUGGCUGAGGAAUUUAAAGAGUUCAUGACCCAAAAUGGUGUAAAGCAUAUACUGAUACCCGCUUAUCACCCAAGCAGUAAUGGGCAGGCCGAAAAUACAGUAAGAACAUUCAAACAAGGAAUGAAAAGGGCGAUGAGAACAUUGCAAUCGUGUAAUACAUCUUUAAAUACCAAGUUGUGCCAAUUUCUACUGACUUACCGAACUACACCUCACUGUACAACAAAACGCACGCCUGCAGAGUUCAUGGGUCGGCAGUUACGCACACGCCUUGAUUUACUACACCCAGAUGCAUCUCAGCGAAUUGAAAGAAAAGCCUCAGAGAACGAGAAACCAAUGAGGGAACUCGAUAUAGGGGACGUGGUACUGGUUCGGGAUUAUCAUCAAAAUACCAAGAAGGGCAUAUGGACUCGAGGAGUUGUGGUUCUUAAAUUGGGUCCAUGCACAUACAAUGUACAAGUGGACGAUAACUUAAUAUGGAAGAGGCAUAUUGAUCAAAUGAGACUGAUCUCCAAUGAUUCUCAAGAUAACAAAAAUGAACUUUUAGCACGUGAUUCUUCAGAGUUGGUCAGCUAUCCAGACCCGCCAUUACCAAAAGAGUUCAUAAAUACUCGUGAAGAGUUAGGCGAUGCAGUUGCAGGUGCAGAGAAGAAUGAAAUCCCAAAUGUAGAAGAAAAGGAGGCGGCAGCUGCAGAAGAACUAUCCGGAAAUGAAAAUGGUAAAACUUCUGAUGGCUCACCUGAUAGAUCGAUAUCUGAAUUACCAAAACUUCGAAGGUCUACCAGACAAAGUAGACCACCUGAGUAUUUUAGAAUGUAA
Molecule: messenger RNA, 1434 nt
Organism: Macrobrachium nipponense
Lineage: Eukaryota; Metazoa; Arthropoda; Malacostraca; Decapoda; Palaemonidae
Exons: 1
Coding region: 1-1434 (477 amino acids)
Biological process (GO): DNA integration
Molecular function (GO): nucleic acid binding
Source: RefSeq, a predicted model, not a curated record